GAGGAGGAGGAGGAAGCGGCAGGGGCAGGCCCGUCCUCUGGGCGCGGUGUAGCGGGGGUGGCGGGCUGGCCGGGCCUGGCGCGUUUCAGCCGUCGACAUGCCUGGGAUAGACAAGCUGCCCAUCGAGGAGACGCUGGAGGACAGUCCUCAGACACGAUCUUUGCUGGGUGUGUUUGAAGAAGAUGCUGCAGCAAUUUCCAGAUACGUUGGCCAGUUGUAUCAAGCCAUGCACCGAAUUUAUGAUGCACAGAAUGAAUUGAGUGCAGCAACACAUUUGACUUCGAAGCUACUGAAAGAAUAUGAGAAGCAGCGCUUCCCUUUGUGGGGUGAUGAUGAAGUUAUGAAUUCUACUCUCCAGCAAUUUGCAAAAGUGAUAGAUGAGCUCAGUUCUUGUCAUGCAGUACUGUCAACUCAAUUAGCAGAUGCCAUGAUGUUUCCCAUCACCCAAUUCAAGGAAAGAGAUCUAAAAGAAAUACUGACUUUAAAAGAAGUUUUCCAGAUCUCAAGCAAUGAUCAUGAUGCUGCCAUUAGCAGAUAUAGCCGACUGUCCAAAAAGAGAGAGAACGAGAAGGUUAAAUAUGAAAUAACAGAAGAUGUAUAUACUUCCAGAAAGAAACAACAUCAGACUAUGAUGCAUUAUUUCUGUGCAUUAAAUACCCUGCAAUAUAAGAAGAAAAUUGCCAUGUUAGAACCCUUAUUAGGAUACAUGCAAGCUCAGAUAAACUUCUUCAAGAUGGGCUCAGAAAAUCUUUCUGAACAACUAGAAGAAUUUUUAACAAAUAUUGGGACAAGUGUGCAAGAAGUUCGCAGGGAAAUGGAUCGUGAAGUAGAGACAAUGCAGCAGACUAUAGAAGAUUUGGAGAUAGCCAGUGACCCUCUGUAUUUGCCUGACCCUGAUACCACAAAAUUUCCGGUCCAGAGGAACCUUACUCGAAAAGCUGGCUAUCUCAAUGCAAGAAAUAAAACAGGGCUGGUGUCUUCUAGCUGGGACAGACAGUUUUACUUCACACAGGGCGGAAAUCUGAUGAGCCAAGCAAGAGGAGAUGUAGCUGGAGGGCUUGUCAUGGAUCUGGACAACUGUUCAGUAAUGGGUGUGGAUUGUGAAGACAGAAGAUACUGCUUCCAGAUAACUUCUUUUGAUGGCAAAAAGUCUUCAAUUUUGCAGGCAGAGAGCAAAAAAGACUAUGAAGAGUGGAUAUGUACGAUAAACAACAUCUCUAAACAGAUCUACCUAAGUGAAAAUCCUGAGGAAAUUGCUGCACGUGUAAAUCAGUCGGCUUUGGAAGCUGUCACUCCCUCUCCUUCCUUCCAGCAGAGACAUGAGAGCAUGAGGCCCACUGCACAAUCUCGCCCUCCCACAACUCGCACUAGCAGCACUGGAUCUUUAGGGUCUGAUUCAGCAUCUUUAUCAGCACUUUCCUUGGACUCGCUUGUUGCACCUGACACUCCUAUACAAUUUGACAUCAUUUCUCCAGUAAGUGAAGAUCAACCUGGUCAAGCAAAAACCUCAGGGCAAGCAGGCAGGCGUACAAAUCCUUUCGGGGAAUCUGGUGGAACCAAAUCAGAAACAGAAGAUUCUAUCCUGCAUCAGUUAUUUAUUGUAAGAUUCCUUGGAUCCAUGGAAGUAAAGUCAGAUGAAAGUUCUGAUGUUGUUUACGAAACUAUGCGCCAAAUCCUUGCAGCUCGUGCUAUACAUAAUAUUUUCAGAAUGACAGAGUCACAUUUACUCGUCACGUGUGACUGUUUAAAGUUAAUAGAUCCACAGACGCAAGUGACAAGACUCAGGUUUCCUUUGCCAAAUGUAGUUCUGUAUGCCACACACCAGGAGAACAAGCGCCUUUUUGGAUUUGUGCUUCGAACUUCAGCAGGGAGAGCAGAUAGCAGACCAACAUCUGUCUGCUACAUAUUUGAAUCAAAUAACGAAGGGGAGAAGAUUUGUGACUCUGUGGGACUUGCAAAACAGAUUGCAUUUCAUGCUGAAUUGGACCGUAGAACGUCAGAAAAGCAGAAAGAAAUAGAACGAGUAAAAGAGAAACAGCAGAAAGAACUUAGUAAACAAAAACAAAUUGAAAAGGAUCUGGAAGAGCAAAGCCGACUAAUAGCUGCUUCUACUAGAUCCAGCCAGAGUGUUGGUGAAGGUCAGUUUGUAGUCCUUAGCAGUAGCCAGUCAGAAGACAGCGACUUGGGAGAGGAUGGGAAAAAGAAACGAGAAUCGGAAGCGUGAGAUGACUUCAGUUAAGCCUUUUGGACAUGGUGUCUUGUGAUAAGCUCUACGUCUCAGAAGAAACAAAGGUGGCGGGUGUGCUUUAUUAGAUGAGACGGAAUACUCUGAACCAUUAGGGUUUGAUUUUUCUUAAACUGCCUGCUUAACAUAAUGUGGACUCUUUCCCCUGUCAUAUGGAACCAUGGUGAAACGUCAGUGAUUUUAGCAGAAUUGUAUUUCACAGGAGUCUUUUUCUUAUGUUUUUGUCCAAAUAUCAUUAGGAGAUUGACAUCAGCUAAGCAUAAACAAUAGGUAGAAACACUCUAUUUCUGUUCUUGACUCCCAGAGGGCAUAACUGUAGUUAAUAUGUUUUGGUAAAAUAAAAUGCCUUGCAGAGUCUUCAAAUGCUGAAAAAGUUAUCUGAUGUCUAGUCCAUGAAAGUUUAUGCCAUAAUAAAUUAGUUUUUAAGUGGUCACAAGACUCUUUGUUCAAAGUCUGUCUUGAUUCCCUGGCUUCUUUUCAGCUAUAUUUCAGAGCAAUUAUGUGAUGGGUAACAAAGACAGACUUUUUGGAGUUGUGGGAUGUAGCAACAUUGGGCAGGCUUCUACAGGGAAUUAAUGCUGGUGGAAGCUGCUUUUGCAAGCAGAUUUGGAUGGAGAUGAUUCUCCUUUCUUUCAACAGCUACCUUAAAAAGGGGGGAAUCCUGAUGCUAGCACUAGUACAAUGUUGGGUGCAACCCACUCUUUGUACCUGUAAUGUUGUAUAAAUAGACUGUUGCAUGUCUAGAAGAGACUGUGUGUAUAUCUGUCACACAGUUUUCAAUAUAUCUCUUAACAGUUACUGACAGUAAAAGAAAAAAAUCUUUGAGUUUCUCAUUAUCAGAAUAGCCUGAAAAUAUGUGGUGAUGAAAGAAGUGUUUCAUGGGGACUGCAUCAGUUAACAAUUGCACAGUGUCUUUGCUGAACAGUUCCACGUGCAAUAUUGGCAUGAGUUGCAUAAAUCUACUGAGCCACUUAAAAAUUACAGUGGUGCUCCUCAUAUGACUUAAAUAUUUGUAAUUAGAAAAAAGUUUCAUUAUGGUAUCAAACAUGUGUUGAUCCUCCAUCCCCACAAGUUAAGACAGAGCAACAGCUUGGAUCUGAGAUCUGCUUUCUGUGGAUAGAAGGUGUCUCAGAAAAUGCCUUUGCCAGUCUUUGACGAGACCUUCCAUCCCUUAGGGCACCGCUUACGUCAAGGUCUGCUCUUGGUACAGUGAGCUGGGGAUAUUUGCUUCUGUCAGCUUCCUUAAAACACUCAUAUAUCUAGAUCCAACCAAUUCUAUCUGAUUUUAUGUGCUGAAUCUCUUGUUUUAUGCAUUUUUUAAAAGUAGAAAUAACUAAUCUGUUGGAGCCUAUGGAUGCAUCAGUUUUUAUGUUAUCCAGUUCUUUUCCUAAAGUCUUCUUUUUAAAGGCAAUCAAAAGAAUGGCUUAGUAAUUGGUGGAAGAAACCAAUGUUGCUGCUCCUGAGCUUUUGGCAUCUACUUCUAAUGAUGAAGUAACGAAGCACUUGUGUGUUCUGUGCUGUCAAAGUAGGAACUGACUUGUAGCAACCCUAAUAGGGCUUUCAAGUUAAGAGGGAUAUCA
Pogona vitticeps (central bearded dragon) is the source of this 3825-nucleotide messenger RNA. RefSeq names its product adaptor protein, phosphotyrosine interacting with PH domain and leucine zipper 1 (gene APPL1). Gene Ontology annotation, cellular component: endosome membrane; cytoplasm. Gene Ontology annotation, molecular function: identical protein binding; protein kinase B binding. NCBI's taxonomy places the organism in Eukaryota, Metazoa, Chordata, Lepidosauria, Squamata, Agamidae. Gene Ontology annotation, biological process: insulin receptor signaling pathway; signaling. The record is from RefSeq and is a predicted model, not a curated record.